UCUCAUCUUCAUUUGAAUCAAUUUUAUUAUUUUAGUUUAGGUAUAGUUACUUAGAAGUGUGGUAGCACUAUGAAGAUUUUUAUACCAUUAUGUGCACUAUUGGCGUUAGCCACAAGUGAACCACCUGUACCAAACAAUCAAUAUUUACCACCGGGACAAUCAGGAUCAAUACCUUCAUCUUCAUAUGUAGUACCAGAAAGAAAUAGUGGAUUAGGAUCAAAUUUUGGCGCACCAAGUCAAUCAUACGGUGUUCCAGGUGUAAAUAGUGGGGCUCCAAGUCAAUCAUAUGGUGUUCCCGGUGUUAACAGUGGUGCUCCAAGUCAAUCUUACGGUGCACCUGGUGCUAAUAGUGGUGUACCUAGCCAAUCUUACGGUGUUCCAGGUGCAAAUGGCGGUGCUCCAAGUGAAUCUUAUGGUGUUCCAGGAGUAAACAGUGGUGUGCCAAGUUCUUCUUAUGGUGUUCCAGGUGUAAAUAGUGGUGUUCCAAGUCAAUCCUAUGGUGUACCAUCAUCACGUGGAAAUGGACGAUUUGGUGGACGAUUGGGAAGCAAUGGUAAUGGAUUGGGUAAACGUCCAUCUUCAUCUUUAGGUGGUGCAAGGCGGCCAUCCACACAAUAUGGAGCUCCUGGAAAUGGAAUAACUGAUGCAGUUAUUCGUCCAAGCACAGAAUAUGGAGCACCUGGUUUUAACAGCCAACAACCAAACAAUGAGUAUCUUCCUCCGAGUUCAAAUGAUUUAGGGUUAGGAGGAAAUGGUGGUUAUGACUACAGUCGUGGUGGUAAUGGAAAUGGAUACGAUGAAGGUCCAUCAGAGCCAGCCAACUAUGAAUUUGAAUAUAUGGUAAAUGAUCCACCAUCAGGAAAUGAUUUUGGUCAUAAAGAAUCUCGUCAAGGGGACUUUACUCAAGGUCGAUACUAUGUAUUACUUCCUGACGGACGUACACAAAUUGUAGAGUAUGAAGCAGAUCAAGGAGGUUACAGACCCACCAUCCGUUAUGAAGGUGAAGCCAAUACCAAUGGUAAUGGAAAUGGUAAUGGAUAUGGUCGUGGACCAGCAGGACAAAAUGGUGGAUACAGUUCAAACGGUGGAUAUGCUUCAAAUGGAGGAUACAGAAGAUACUCAUUGUUUGGUUGUUGGCUGUUAAAACCAGGUGCUCCAUAUUCUGUGCUUGGACGAAUAACUGCAUCAGUUAUUCCAUUUCCAGGAGCUCCAUAUUGUGUGGAUGGCCGCCUUGCACCACCUAAAGAUGAAGAUGGACGUUUACCCAAUCCAUUACCAUUGCUUCCCAAUCGUCCACCAAAUCGUCCAUUUCCACGUGAUGAUGGUAUUAUUUUUAUACCAUUAUGUGCACUAUUGGCGUUAGCCACAAGUGAACCACCUGUACCAAACAAUCAAUAUUUACCACCGGGACAAUCAGGAUCAAUACCUUCAUCUUCAUAUGGAGUACCAGGAAGAAAUAGUGGUUUAGGAUCAAAUUUUGGUGCUCCAAGUCAAUCAUAUGGUGUUCCAGGUGUAAAUAGUGGGGCUCCAAGUCAAUCAUACGGCGUUCCAGGUGUAAACAAUGGUGCUCCAAGUCAAUCAUACGGUGCACCAGGUGCUAAUAGUGGUGUUCCAAGCCAAUCUUAUGGUGUUCCAGGUGUAAAUAGUCGUGUCCCAAGUCAAUCUUAUGGUGUACCAUCAUCACGUGGAAAUGGACGCUUUGGUGGACGAUUGGGAAGCAAUGGUAAUGGAUUGGGUAAACGUCCAUCUUCAUCUUUCGGUGGUGCACGACGACCAUCUUCAACAUAUGGAGCUCCUGGAAAUGGAAUAACUGCUGCAGUGAUUCGCCCAAGCACAGAAUAUGGAGCACCAGGUUUCAAUAACCAACAACCAAACAAUGCCUACUUACCACCAAAUGGUAAUGGACUUGGAAAUGGCGGUUACAAUUAUGGACGAGGUGGAAACGGCUAUGAUGAUGGUCCAUCUGAACCAGCCAACUACGAAUUUGAAUAUAUGGUAAAUGACCCACCAUCAGGUAAUGAUUUUGGCCAUAAAGAAGCUCGUCAAGGUGACUUUACUCAAGGUCGAUACUAUGUAUUACUUCCUGACGGUCGUACACAAAUUGUAGACUAUGAAGCCGAUCAAGAUGGCUAUAGACCUACCAUCCGUUAUGAAGGCGAAGCCAAUACCAAUGGUAAUGGUAAUGGAUAUGGUCGUGGCCCAGCAGGACAAAAUGGUGGAUAUAGUUCGAAUGGUCAAUAUGCUUCAAAUGGAGGAUACAAUUAUUAAUGAUAUAUUUUUAAUAUGUGAUAG
Chrysoperla carnea is the source of this 2292-nucleotide messenger RNA. Its product is annotated as pro-resilin-like. NCBI's taxonomy places the organism in Eukaryota, Metazoa, Arthropoda, Insecta, Neuroptera, Chrysopidae. Bases 70 to 2268 code for a protein of 732 amino acids. The record is from RefSeq and is a predicted model, not a curated record. Gene Ontology annotation, cellular component: extracellular matrix. The transcript has 7 exons.